AAUACGUACAUAUCAUCUCUCUCUCUCUCUCUCUCUCUCUCUCUCUCUCUCACAACACUCGUUUUUUUAAUCUCUCUCUCUCUCUCUGCAAUAAAAACCCUAAUUUGCACUGUCUUUACCUUUUUUCUCUCAUUUGUGCUUCGUUUUUUCCACACUGAAUCUGAGAGCUGUAGCGUUCAUGGCGACGGCGGCUGAAGGAGGUGCAGGGGGCAAGUUCCGUAAGAGGCCUUCCCGGCGUACCCAUACGACGCCGUAUGACCGACCCCCAACCGCUCUCCGCCCCAUCGGCAACGGUAGUUGGAUUUCGAAGCUUGUUGAUCCCGCCUCCAAACUCAUCACUUCCGGCGCUAAUCGCCUAUUCUCCUCCGUCUUCCGCAAGCGCCUUCCUGCGCCUCCCCUUGCUCUUCCUCCCGCCCAAGAGACAAACCAGGAUUCAAGGGACAACCGGCAGGAGGCAAUUACAACUGUACAAGAAGCAGCCAUUAUUGAAUAUAGCAAUGCAAGUAAAAGUUCUGAUGGUGGCAGCUUUGCUGAGCUUGAGCAAAUUUUAAAGCUGAAAACCUUUACUAGAUCUGAGAUUGAUCAUCUAACAGAACUCUUGCGUGCAAGAACCCAAGAUUUACCUGUUGGGGAGUCGGAGAAAAGGCCUGAAGCCAAUUGUUCAAAUCUCGUAGCUGAUCAUGACAGACAGCAGAAUUUUGCACAUAAUCCAGUGCAUGAAAAUGGGAUUCAGAGCCAUAAAUUUUUUGGAGCUACUUCAACACCUGUUGUCAGUCCAAGAGUUUCCGAAGAGGAUGUUGCUUCGCCUGCAGAGCUUGCAAAAGCUUACAUGGGCAGUAGGCCUUCAAAAGUUUCACCCUCAAUGUUGGGUUUCCGCAGUCAAGCAUUCAAGGAAGAGGGAACUUUGCCAAGUAAUCCAGUAUUUACUCCAAAGCCAUCCAUUACGUCACUUGUACAAAGAUCCUCACUCUGCAAUGGGAUUCCCGAUAACAGUUUUAGGACUCUUCGAUCUCGAGGCAGAUCUGCAAUAUACAGUAUGGCUCGUACACCAUAUUCCAGAGCUCCUCCGAUUGUGGCUCAGAAGGGUACUGGAUCCACAAUUGAUGGUUACGGAGGACCCUCAUCAUCAUCUCGGAGUACCUGGGACCAGAAUGGAAUUCUAGAGUCUAAGCAAGUGGCUCUAAAGCGGAGAAGUUCAGUUUUAGAUGAAGAUGUUGGGUCUGUUGGUCCCAUCCGUAGAAUUCGUCAGAAACCUAAUCUAUUGUCUGCUAAAGGUUUGAGCUUACCAUCUUCAGGCACUCCUCUUUCUCGUCGAGGAACAGGUGCUGGUUCUGAUGCCACUCAACUAUCGGUGUCUGUGGCACCAAAGUCACUCAUAGUGGAUGAAUCCAAGCAUAAAACUUCAAAAGUUCUGGCAGAAUAUGGUGAUAACAGCGUUCCUGGUACAAAUUUUUCAUCUGUUCCUUCUCAGUCCAGUGAGACGGCUGCGAAAAUAUUGCAGCAUCUUGAUAAGUUGGUCUCUCCUUUGAAGGAGAAAUUGCCAGAGCUGAAGCAAGCUGCUGCAAGGGAGAAAUCUCCAGCUAAGUUAACCACAGCUAUGUUGCACGGACAGGCUCUGAGAAGCCUGGAGAAUGUAGAGACACCGAAGUUUCUGCAGAAUAUUCAAGAUGACAACAGGAAAUCUGAUAGUCACAUUGCCUCUUUGCCUUAUGUUCGUGAUUUUACUUCGCAAAAGCAAGACAAAGUUGAAUCAAAUGGUCCAAUGAAGACUGUAGCAUCUCGAGAUAGGGUGGCUCCUGUGAUGCAAGAUUUAGAUACGACAUUUUCAAUUGAAGAUACUGUGCCUAUUCAAACUGCAGAUUCUGCUACUAUGAAAUUUAUUGCUGAUCCAUCAAAAAAGAAACGGUCUUUCCAGAUGAGUGCGCAUGAGGAUUAUCUGGACUUGGAUGAUGAUGAUGGCUAUGGUGCUGCAUCUGUUCAGUUAGCUGAAGGGAAAGAAAAAAUGGAUUCUAAUGUGGUGGAAAACAAAGUUGCAGCUGAAGCUGUUGAAGUUGAGAAGCCUUCAGCUUUUUCUGAAGUUAAGCUUCCUACAAAUUCUGUAUCGAAUAGAAGAACUGAUCUAGAAACUUCUGAUGUGCCUGUGGUUGCUGAAAAGAAUACUGGGUUUACCUUUGCUUUGACUACUGCGCCCAGUGCAACUGUCCAGUCAACUUUUCUCACUCCAAAAUCAACCUCAACAGUUGAUCCUCCUGUUCCUCCAAAGGAAUUAAAUGUCGUUCCUUUGUUGUUUGGCAAUGGCUCUAAAAAUGUCGAUAAAAUCUCACCAUUUACAUUUUCUGCCUCUUCUGUCAAUGAAUCUUCAGGCUUGAAAUCUGGUGCAUGCUCAAAUCCAAGUAUAGAAAGCUCAAGCAGCUUUGCCAGUGGUGCCAUCGGUGCUGUUCCCCCAAAACCUGAAUCUGAUAAAGGUGAGGGUAAGAGAUUGCAGAAAGAUGUUGAAUUAUUUAGAAAGCCAGAUCCUGCACCUUUGUUUGUGGCAUCAACGUCAUCCCCUCCGCUUGCUGUGUCAACAGCAACAGCAACAUCAACGUCAACGUCAACAUCAACAUCAAACAGAGGCAUUUUUUCCUUUGGUGUUAAUGCCGUCAAUCCAAGUUUAAAUAAUGGGUCUCUUUCUUCAAGUCCUUCCAUAUUUUCUUCUCAAACUCUAUCUCUAGGUUCAAAUGGUUCUCCAAGCCAGAUUUUCUCUAGUAGCACUCCAUUUACUGCUGUAUCCACUGGCACAACAGCCAUUGCUACCAGUGUUGCACCAUCUGCCAUUGAUGCCUCCAGUAGCGCCCUCUCUACAUCAUCUGCUGCUCCUUCAUUUCCAUCAGCGCCCAUCUUCAAUUUUGGACCUUCUGUGGCUCCAGCUCUGGUUUCACCUGUACUGGCCGCUUCUGGGGGAGAAACUGCGGGUGAAACCAAGAAAACGCAGGAAACCACUACUUUUGGGGGCACAUCUACAAUUUCAAGCACAGGAAGCAGCGCAUUUGGAUUUGGUGCUUCCGUCCCCUCAUCAACUGCUAAGAACCAACCUCAGGGUUCUACUCUUUUUGGCAUUGGCAGUGGAUCUUUGGCUACUUCUCAGGUAUCUUCUUCUGGAACUGGGGUAGCAUCAUUUUCUCAGAGCACACCCAUUCAGUUUGGUUCAUCUGCACCAUCUCCAAUAUUUGGGUCAACUGGGCCUGCACCAUUUAGUUCUAGCAGUUCUUUGUUUGGUUCUACUGCUGCUACUAGCUUUGGGUCGAGCUCUUUAGCAUCUGCUUCAGAACCCAACUCCAUUGGUUCUGGUAGUGGUACUGGUUCUGGCGUAUUUGGUUCUAGUUGGCAAUCCAACAAAUCCCCCAUCUUUGGCUCCACGUUUAAUUCAACAUCUUCAACUGAGUUUUCCUUUGGAUCCUCAGCUUCUGUUCCUGUUUCCAGCAGUGCAUCAAUGUUUUUUGGUUCAUCAACAGGUUCCUCCUCAGGUUCAUUAUUCUCAUUUACUUCAGCUGCUGCCACCGCUGCUUCAUCAUCUCUCUCCCCAUCUCAACCUGUGUUUGGUAACAGUAAUUCUGUCUUUGCAUUUGGUUUGGCUCCCUCUGUCAACAAUGAUCAGAUGAAUACGGAAGACAGCAUGGCCGAGGACAACGUACAGGUAUCCACACCAGCAGUUCCAGCAUUUGGUCAACCACCUGUGUCCCCCCCAUCUGGCUUUGUGUUCGGUUCAUCAGCAGCUCCUUCUGCAGCACCUAGUCCCUUCCAAUUUGGUGGCCAACAGAAUCAAUCCACUCCUCCAAACCCAUCUCCUUUUCAAGCAUCUGGCAGCCUGGAUUUUAAUGCUGGCGGGAGCUUCUCAUUAGGCACUGGUGGUGGCACAGACAAGUCUAGCAGGAAGAUGAUUAGAGUGAAACACAAGCAGCGAAGGAAGUGAAAAGAAAAAAGGCAUCAAGUAUCGCGUUGAUUCGUUUCCUCUGGUGAAGGAAGUGAAAAAAGGGAAAGGCAUCAAGUAUCACGUUGAUUUCUUUCCUCUGGUGGAGGAUCGCAUACAUGGGAUGGAUGUGCAAAUUUUUUUUUACGGUGAGAGAUUCAUGGCGGAAAUUUGCUGUUUCUCUUUGUCAGUUUGAAUUUCUUGGUACUGGCAAAGGUAAAUCAGCCUCUUUAGGCUGUGCAAAUCUGGUCUUUUGUUUAGUCCUUCACAAAUUUUUUUUUUUCAGCAAAAAAUCAGUCUUGUUGAAUUGCAGGCAUAAAAUGUCACAAUUUUGAAUGUCUUUGUAGUGAAUUCAAGAACAUUUGCACUGAGUAGUUGUAUUACUAGUGCAUGGGGCAUUGGGUGUUGGGCACUUCUGCCCUCUAAACCUGUCUUUGUGUACUCCUUUGUGUAACAUAGUAAAGAAUGGGUAUGAUGAUUUGUUUAAGGAAA
Molecule: messenger RNA, 4441 nt
Organism: Malania oleifera
Lineage: Eukaryota; Viridiplantae; Streptophyta; Magnoliopsida; Santalales; Ximeniaceae
Product: nuclear pore complex protein NUP1
Exons: 9
Coding region: 179-3952 (1257 amino acids)
Biological process (GO): nuclear membrane organization; poly(A)+ mRNA export from nucleus
Cellular component (GO): nuclear envelope
Source: RefSeq, a predicted model, not a curated record